This is a messenger RNA of Plenodomus lingam JN3, 228 nucleotides long. RefSeq lists its product as uncharacterized. Gene Ontology annotation, cellular component: mitochondrion. The record is from RefSeq and is a predicted model, not a curated record. NCBI's taxonomy places the organism in Eukaryota, Fungi, Ascomycota, Dothideomycetes, Pleosporales, Leptosphaeriaceae.
AUGGCGGGGCACAAUCAUGGCAUCCUCCGCCAGGAUCCCGCGCUCAUCAAAUGGAACAACAUGACAACGAACCGCCACAAAUACUUCCGCUGGACGCCACGAACGGUAUGGAUCUCGUUUGCCUAUGUCAUUUUGGUGCCCGCGAUGCUGGGCACGGCCGGAUACAUGACUGAGGGCAAGUGGGAACUUCGUGGCAAGAGAAGGGGAGAUUUGUUGUCUGAGUACUAG